ACUCGCCAGGCAGGCAACCAACAACCUGACCUCCGUGAACGUGAACCUGAACCUGAAGGCCAACCUGAAGGCCAACCUGAACUCCAUCGUUGUCAUCUGUCUCAAGGACCUCGGGACCCAACCCACCCCCACCUGACAGUGAGCGCAAACUUCAAUUCAAGAAAUGUCCUGUAAGCGAAAGCGAAAGCGAAAGCAAAAGCAAAAGCAAAAGCAAAAGCCAGGCCUUCUUUUCUCCCAAUCUGUUGCCCCUCUUCACGGUUCGACCUGACACUUAUCCAGCCUCGCAGCAGGACCCCUCCACCGCGACAUCCGCUGAAGCCACAAAGACCAAAGCCUCCAGCUCCCAUUCAAACUCCCAAUUGGAAGACAUUGAUAUGGAGGCUCCCGACUCCCCGCCCGAGACUGGCCAUGCCAGCUCCUCCAGCCAGGUCCCACCGACCCCAACCCAAGCCAACACUUCUGGAGGUCGAGUCAAUGGUGAGAGUAGCAGCAGCAGCAGCAGUAACAAGGCCAAUUUUGGCGCCCCAGGCUCGAGUUGGAUGACAAAGAAGUUCAACGAGGAGUAUGAGAAGGCCGAGUCAAACUUGUUGGAUCGGGGUUGGGAGAACAAAUAUGGUGAUCCUCUUUACAACAGUACACCGCAAUAAGUGGAAUUUGGGCGGGCGGUAGCUGAAGUGGGUGAUACUCACAUCUAUGCUUUGAAGGAGAACCUUACAGUGCUUCGCUCAAACAUUAAUGAACGGCACAGCAAUGUGCUUUAGCGAGCAACUACGAUUCUCCAUAGGGUACAUUUACAUGGCAGGGAUCGGAGUUUGGAAUGACUUCUUGAAGUACUGGGCUGGGAUGGUUAACAAGUCAAGGCGUAUUUCACUGGCAUGAUCCUUUUCCCCCGCUGACUGCACAAUGCAGUAUGUCAAAAUCAUUAUGAUCAUGUGGGGAACUUAUUCUACAGGUAAAAUUGCCGUCUUUCAUGAAAUUCAUUGUGACACCAGCAAGAGCUGCGUAACACAUGAGAUGUUGUAUUUGAGUUAGCCCUUUCGUGUGAGCGGUUGUGUAUAUAUCGCCAACAAAAAUACAAAAAGGGGUGUGCUCCAGACCGCGAGCAAUCUGCAGCACUACCUGCUUGGUUCUAUACCCACAACGAUCUCUCACUCAUCUGGAGGAGGUACUUGCUUCUUACUAUAUGUGUCUCAUCCUUCCCUCGCAUUAACGCUAUGAAAGCAUGUGUUUUUUAGCUAUCUCGUUUGAGGAGGAAGGCUGGGCAUUGGAAGGUACUAAAGUAGGUCAAGCCGUCCUGCCAGAUUACCCAAAACGUUCCGAUGAAGCAAUCACAUUCUCAUCCACGC
This is a messenger RNA of Cadophora gregata, 1346 nucleotides long. RefSeq lists its product as uncharacterized. Bases 375 to 647 code for a protein of 90 amino acids. The record is from RefSeq and is a predicted model, not a curated record. Lineage: Eukaryota; Fungi; Ascomycota; Leotiomycetes; Helotiales; Ploettnerulaceae. The transcript has 3 exons.